Molecule: messenger RNA, 3999 nt
Organism: Rhincodon typus (whale shark)
Lineage: Eukaryota; Metazoa; Chordata; Chondrichthyes; Orectolobiformes; Rhincodontidae
Gene: nradd
Product: neurotrophin receptor associated death domain
Exons: 7
Coding region: 276-1448 (390 amino acids)
Biological process (GO): Rho protein signal transduction
Cellular component (GO): cell surface; plasma membrane
Molecular function (GO): death receptor activity; coreceptor activity; nerve growth factor binding
Source: RefSeq, a predicted model, not a curated record
GGGUCGAGAUUUUGACCCCCUCCCUGUCUGUGGUUUCUCUCUUCCCUGAGAAAGCGAUUGGAAAUGUUUCAGUCAUUGAGGGAGAGAGACUGAUAGAGAGAAAGAAAGACAGACAGACAGAGAGACGAGAAGGGAAAGCAGGAAGGUCUCAGAGGUUGAAGGCUGGUAUCAGUUAGACAGAGAAGUUUGCAAGUUCUCAUAAACUUAAGCCGGGACUGAGCAAUACUGAGAUCUUGAGUUUAAUCCACCCAGACUGGAGACUGGCCAAGGACAGGAUGCGGUUCCUGUUUUGUCUACUGUUCAUCUCGCAGGUGAUGGCAGGUGACUCUUGUCACAGCGGACAAUUUACAUUGGAGGGCGACUGCUGUGACCUCUGUCCUGCAGGUCAUGGUGUCAUUAAAGAGUGUAACACCACCAAUACCCAAUGUCAGCCUUGUGAGGAUGGUGUGACUUUCUCACCCAGUGCCAGCUUCUCUCAUUGCCAGCCCUGCUCAAGCUGUCCUGACAAGAUGGAGAUCCUGUCCCUUUGCAACGCCACGUUUGACACCCAGUGUCAGUGCAUGGAAGGGUACUACCUGCAGGCUGGUAGCAGGAGCUGUGUGCCAUGUUCCAUCUGUCCACGGGGCAAUCAGAUUCUGAAGCAGUGCAGCAGGGACAGAGAUGUCAUGUGCGAGCUUUGCCCUGAAGGCACCUUCUCUGAGAAAGCAAGCAACUCUGAACCAUGUGCGCCCUGUCGGACCUGUGAUCAGGAUCAGUUUGUUCUGCAAGAGUGCCAAGUGACCUCUGAUACGGUCUGCCUGAGCAAAAACUCGUCACUGCUGAGGAGGCCAGAAGUGGAGCCAGUGAGAGAUGACGCCAAGUUUGUAAAUCCUGUGGAACCUGCAUCUGGUACAGUCAACUUCACUGCUUACGAUACAGGAAAGAACAUCAUUCCAGUUUACUUCUCCAUUCUUGCAGCAGUCAUCAUGGGACUUGUGAUCUACGUCACUGUGAAAUGCUGGAACACGUGUAAGCAGAAGAAGCAGCUGGCGAAGGCUCGAGCUGGUGAACUUGACGCGGGACCUGAAGGCGAGAAGCUGCAUGGUGACAGCGGCGUGUUUGUUGACACCCACAGCCUCCAUGAGCCACAACUCAGUAAGGUUGUUCAUGUUGACCCAUCCAUGUACAGCAAGCUCCCACUGCAGAAACGCCAAGAGGUUGAACAGCUGCUCGAUAGUCAGGAUGGCACCCGACCUGACUGGCGCAGUCUGGCACGCCACCUGGGCUAUGAUGAGGAGCGGGUGGCCACCAUUAGCCGUGGAGAGGACCCGGCUCACACGUUGCUGUCUGAUUGGUCGAUGAGGGAUGGCGGCAGCUUGGAUGUACUCUGCAAGGCAUUGGGGAGGAUGGAGAGGGAGGACAUCGCAGAGUGUCUAAAAUCGGAGUCAGCUGUGACCUCACUGUUGUGAUGUAAGGAGCAGCGCCCACUCUCAGCACCCACCCUCACCCUCUUCAGGUGUUGAAGAUUUUUCUCUCGGCAGAAGGGGGUCACCCCAGACUCAAAAUGUGCUGAGUCUCUUCAACUUUUUCAAUGAGAAAACGUCUUGACUGUAGCUAGGACAGAAUGGUGAGACAAUCGGUUUGGCUGUAUGGGAAUUGGAAUGGAAUUUGUGAAACUCAGUGGAUGAAGUCUUGCCAUUGGCCCACAUCUUAGAAUGUUUUGAGAUGUGAGUUUUUUUUUUGUUUCAUUUUUAGGUAUCCUAUGCAUGAGCUGCGUGGGCAGAACAGUCUGCUCCAUUUUACUGGUUUCUGUUUGCUCAAUUUCUUCUCUUUGUAAGGUGCUGACAGUCUCCUCUGAGUGGGGUAAGCCAGGGUAUUGGUAAUGUUACUGUACUCUGAAUCCAAGAGCUCUUGCCAAAUAUCUACAGGCAUCAGAUCAAAUGUCAACAUAUCAGCUUGGGAGUUUAAAUUCAAUGAAUUGACCUGGAAUGAAAAUGGUGACUGUGAAACCAGCAGAUUGUUGUAGGAUCCUGUCUGGUUCACUGUACCUGCUUGGGGAAGGAACCUUGACAUCUUUGCUCGCCUGGUCUGUGUGUUUUCAGACCUACACCAAUGUGCAUGAUUCUUCACUGGCCUCUGCAGUGGUCAGUGAGCCACUGAUAUAUUCAAGAAGAUAAUUCACUACCAAUUUGUCAAGGUUAAUUAAUUGGGAAUGGGUAUUAAAUGCUGACAAAGCUCUGAUCCUGUGAAUUAACAAAUUUUAAAAUAAAACAGAUCCCUUUUAGUGCCUUCACUCCACUACCUCACUUCAGUGACUUCUUUGUCUGGGAUAGCAUAUGUCAGUGAACUCUUCAGCUUGAAAUAGCAUCACACUUAAGCCAGUUUUCUGAGAUGACCAAAGACUGUUGUGGGCACUUCUCACUAAGGGAUGGGUGUGUGCCUCUGGACAGUAAGGAAAAGCUUCAUCCUUUGUCCACAACAAGAGAAAGGAAUUUGUGGUUCUUAGCACCAAACUGGAUUCAGAUAGUUAAUGUCAUUUCUGGACCUCUGGCUUGGAUGUCCAGUCAGUCUACAGUCUUGAUCACACUCCUUGUGUACAUGGGCGGUUUUAGUUGAUUUUGUUGACUCCUAAACCAGGUUUGUAUGGUUUAGGCGCUGUUCACUUAAAAUAACUGCCUGUUGAUUUGAUUCCCUGCAAAACAUCUACAGAUAAAAUGGCCAACUGAACAAUAAGUCUGACUGCAAAAAUAACUGAACCUUUGUGUUUAUUUUACAAAUGAGCUUUUUUUUUGGAAUUGCAGCUCCACUUAAAAUGACCGUGUCCUUGCUGGAUGUGACACUGUAGCACCAGUCAAUGCUGCAUUCCAGCUUUGAAGCUGGAGAAGUGCUAAUUUUGUUAUCAAAACUACCUAUGUUUUAAAGAAAUGGGGGACAGAUAUUAGCAAAUGUUCAGUCUCUUGCUGUCCUCCAUUGCAGUUUGCAGUUUUAUAGUGGCCCAUGGGCUUUCUCCAGGUCUUCUGUACAUGGUUCAAGAUGUAAGUCACUGAGAGACAUUAGCGUGAAUGAGGCCAGGCAACAGGCCAGAAAUCCUAUCUCUGCCGUUGCCAUGACACCCCACAACCAGACUGGCUUUGACUUGCACAGCAUCCAUUAUCGUAGGUCUGAGCAACAACAAUAUCGUCAUUUAAUAAACAGUGUUCAAGAUGCUGUUGCAUUGUACAAACGUGAUCAGAUUUUCAUCACUGUGGAGCUGAAAUUGAAGAGGAUGAAGUGACUGACCAUGAAGCCCAGGACUGAGGCUGAAACUCUCCAGCUUGGAAUCAACAGCUUUUCAUGAGACACCAGCCUUUCCUAUAUGUUGACUUGUUUUGGAAUGGCACAUGAAAGCGAGUAGGUUAGUAGGUGAUCUGCAGAGUAAUUUCACCCGUCCGUACAUGGUCUGAAGUCACACAUGUUUGAGAACUAUACAUUAAUAGAAUGUUGAAUGUGACCCUUUGAGUUGUAAUAUCUUGCAAAGAUUUAGAUAGGCUCCCACACAAUAUAUGGUUAUUUGGAUGGAUAGGGGAUUGGUGGCUUUGGGGAACUAUAUUCGAAGGCCAAAAGAAUGCAAGCAAAAACUGACUUUUAAGUCAGUAAUUCUGAAAAUGUAACUAUUGGGGACAUGGGUAUGUUUUACUUUGGGAGUGGCAGGCUGUUGUAAAGUAUUCGACUCUGCAGUUGGUGCAUGAUUCUUUAGUCUUACGUGACAUGAGUUUGCAGGUCUCUCAAUCUAGGCCCUGGUGAGAAAACAGCACAACUGUCCACAGACAGAACUAAUACAACUGUGGGGUGACCUACUUAAAAGUGUGAAAUGGGAAACAGAACAAAUAGUUUCCAAUUCCCAAAGAUAAUUGAGCACAAUGCAACAAGAAGUAGAACUUGUGAUAAGAACCAAAAUAACUGCGGAUGCUGUAAAUCAGGAACAAAAACAGAAGUUGCUGGAAAAGCUCAGCAAGUCUGGCAACAUCUGUGAAGAAAAAA